Messenger RNA from Funneliformis mosseae, 399 nucleotides. Lineage: Eukaryota; Fungi; Glomeromycota; Glomeromycetes; Glomerales; Glomeraceae. The record is from the annotation of a GenBank genome assembly.
AUGUCAAAAAAAUCACACGGUGGUAAACCACCACACAAAUGGACUGGUUACUUCUGUAUUUCAGAUGAAAAAUGGAAUAAAACUUAUAAGACUGCUAAAUGUUUAGCUUGUAUUAAUGCUAAUGAUCUGUUAUUGAUAGUUAAAGAAAUGAAUAAUAAGAGAGAAAAAUGUCAAAACCAUUUAAGAGAUUGUUUACGAUUUAAGGCUCAAUUUAAUGAAGAAGAAUGGGCUUCUAUAUAUGCUAGUAUUCUUCAGGAACAAGAAGAUGAUCGUCAAAAACGGUUAAAAAAAGCACAUAGUAAAAAACGUUCAAGAGAAGUUUAUGAUGAUAAUCAAGAUGUAACUUCUUUAGUUUCUACACUACCAAGUAUCAAUUUAACAAGAUCCUUAUCUACAUAA